Messenger RNA from Bufo gargarizans (Asiatic toad), 5799 nucleotides. RefSeq lists its product as uncharacterized. Bases 6 to 998 code for a protein of 330 amino acids. The transcript has 2 exons. Lineage: Eukaryota; Metazoa; Chordata; Amphibia; Anura; Bufonidae. The record is from RefSeq and is a predicted model, not a curated record.
CAUACAUGCAGGUACUCUUACAUACACAUACUGUGUCAUACAUGCAUGUACUCUUACAUACACAUACUGUGUCAUACAUGCAUGUACUCUUACAUACACACACUGUGUCAUACAUGCAGGUACCCUUUCAUACACAUGCUGUCAUACGUGCAGGUACCCUUUCAUACAUACACUGUCAUACAUGCAGGUACUCUUACAUACACAUACUGUGUCAUACAUGCAUGUACUCUUACAUACACACGCUGUCAUACAUGCAGGUACCCUUUUAUACACACUAUCAUACAUGCAUGUACUCUUACAUACACAUACUGUGUCAUACAUGCAGGUACCCUUUCAUACACAUGCUGUCAUACGUGCAGGUACCCUUUUAUACACACACUGUGUCAUACAUGCAUGUACUCUUACAUACACAUACUGUGUCAUACAUGCAGGUACUCUUACACACGCUGUCAUACAUGCAGGUACCCUUUUAUACACACACUAUCAUACGUGCAUGUACUCUUACAUACACACACUGUGUCAUACAUGCAUGUACUCUUACAUACACAUACUGUGUCAUACAUGCAGGUACUCUUACACACGCUGUCAUACAUGCAGGUACCCUUUUAUACACACACUAUCAUACGUGCAUGUACUCUUACAUACACACACUGUGUCAUACAUGCAUGUACUCUUACAUACACACGCUGUCAUACAUGCAGGUACCCUUUCAUACACAUGCUGUCAUACGUGCAGGUACCCUUUUAUACACACACUAUCAUACGUGCAUGUACUCUUACAUACACACACUUUGUCAUACAUGCAGGUACUCAUACAUACACAUACUGUGUCAUACAUGCAGGCACUUUUUUAAACCAAUAACAAUACAUGUAGAUUCCUCCCUCACCUCAUGGCUCCUCCCCCUCGCAGCAGCAUGGCUGGGCUCCAGACUGAUCACACAGGCAGCAGUCCUUCUAGCAGAGCUGCCUCAUUGGAGGAGAGGCUGUCAGUGCUAUUGACUGACAGGUUUUAGACCAAUCAGCACUCCUGGUCAGAGUAAGGCUGUUUCCACAUGAACUAAUUUACAUAAAAUUGCGGCAAAACGCCUCGUUUUUUUGGGCCGCAAUUUAAUGAAAAUCAGAUCAUGUGGAAACAGCCUUAGGGUCCAUUCACACAUCCGUAUGUGUUUUGCGGAUCCGCAAAACACGGACACCGGCAAUGUGCAUUCCGCAUUUUGCUGACCGCACAUCGCCGGCACUAUAAUAGAAAAGGCCUAAUCUUGUCCUCCAUUGCGGACAAGAAAAGGAAAUUUAAAAAAAAAAAUUCGGGAACGGAAUUGCGGAUCCGGAAGUGCUGAUCCACAGAUCCGGAAGUGCGGUGCGGAUCCGGAAGUGCUGGCCCCACAGAAAUGAAUGGGUCCGCUGUUCCGUUCUGCAAAAUGCGGAACAGAAUUGCAGACGUGUGAAUGGAGCCUUACUCUGACCAGGAGUGCUGAUUGCACAAAACUUGUCAGUUCCCAUGAAUCAGCGCUGGUGUGGAGCCCUCCUUCUCAUUUAGGAUGAAUCACAGGCAGCAUGCAUCCGACUGUGUACAGGGGGCGAAGCUUAUCGCAGACGGCUUCUAAGCAAGGAAGCUCACUUGUUGGAUCAGGGGCCCACCGAGGAUUUCCCCGGUGGGCCAGUCCGAGCCUGCUAAGAUCUCUUGGUAUGCAGCUGAAAAGGAAGGACAUUUGGGUGGAGCAUUAUGGGUAGAGCUCUCUCUUCCAGUUCUUCUUAGCCAAUCGGAAUGGUUAAUAAACAACACCACUGCUGACUGCCUAGGUGUGUGUAUUUGGCAGACAACUUUUCAUUCUGCUCCUCCCAUAUAUCCUUUUCAGCUGGAUGCCAGGCAUAUUUACAACCCUACAAAAUUGAUGGGCCCUAUUGACCCUUCAUAUCUUCGUACUGUAUCCCAAAAAUAUGGCAUUGUCCAAAUAUUUUAAUUGGCAUGUUUAUUUUAAAGCAUUUUUUUUUUAUUUUGAAAACUUUUUUUUUUUUUUAAAGCAGGGGAUUACUGUUAUCUGAUUUUUAUAUGCAGCCCUAGAAAUUUACUUGUUGUGUACGGGUCCUGGUAUAUUUUUAGUACUGGAAUAAUUUGUGAACUAGUCAUCUCUCUCUCUGUACUUUUAUCUAAGAAUUUACUGUCAUUCUCCUAGACAGACCACUUGUACAGCGCAACGUUUCUUUAUAUCUGUCUUGAAAUACUACAGAUUGCGCUUGUUUUGUGGAUUUCCUUUAUUAUAUCUGGGUAAUUUCAUCUUGGUGACCCGGUAAUUAUCCCACCUAUUUCUACAGUGUGAACUCCCUAAAAUAUAUCCUAUAUGUAUUUAUAUAUGAUGUAGCUGGUAGUACGGCACCAGAGCAGUUUAAAUCCGCCUGUAUUUUUUAUUCCUUAUUGUAUAUAGUAAAAUGUCAGAUUUUUCAUGGCGUUGACUAUAGUUAUAUAUCCCUGUUGGGUUGGAUAGAUAUUUAUUAUACAUAUGUUACAUAUUUUACACCAAUUUAUAAUAUAACUCUGUAAAAUAUACUGUCGGGAUAGAGCCAUGCAGUAAGAGGACCCUGCACACUUUUAUCAUUCACUUUUUUUCAUGUGAGCUUGUUUCCAUUUUAUAUGAACAAUAUCCACCUUGCCUUUUCAAUUUUGGGAAGUAGUUAGAAAAAUAUGUUCCCCUUCUUUAGGACACCUGUCCUUAAGAAAAUCGGUCACCAUGACAGUUUACUUUUAGGUCAAGGCAUCUGUCAAUGCCCUAUCGAAGCCGAACCAAUAGGUCCUACUGUACCCACGUAAUGGUCUCCAAAAAGGCCUAGACCAACCCCUGAAUCCAUCUUUUUACAUUAUCCUGUGGCACAUCUGUAGGUGUCAAGGACAGGUCUAUCUAGUUAGUGAACUAGGUUUCUAUAUUAAUGAGCAGCCAUCCCAGUUUAGAAGGCAAAUGGUUCCACUUCAAAUGUUUAUACAACAAUGUCCUGUCUAACUACAUGGACAGGCUUUUUUUUUCUGGGUUUUUGAUGGAUAGGCCAUGACUAUCAGAUCAGUGAGGUUCCCACAAGUGCCACAUCCCCUUUAUUGAGUAGCAUAUAUUUCCCGGUGGUUGUGCCUGGUAAUGAAGUACCAUGAAUGGCCACUUCCAAAUGUAUGGAGCUGUGCCUGGGAAACAUCUCCAGUGAGCACCCCGCCGAUCGGUGAAGAUGCUAGGAGUCGGAGCCCCACUGAUCUGAUAUUGAAGACCAAUCCCAAGGAUGAGCCAUUAAUAUCUAAGCCCCGCAGAACCUCUAUAAAUAUAAAUCCAGUCUAGUUCCUGGGAUACAUAAAGCCAAUGCCAGUACAGUCAGAGCAGACAUUCUGAAAUGGUUAUUUCUAUAUAGCUACAUUACCAUUUGCUGCCUUUUAGAGAUUUUCUAGUAAUUUAAGGGGUUAUCCAGGUAAAAAUAAUAAUAAUGACCUAUCCUCAGCGUAGACCAUCAUCAUCAUCGCAUCAGGCGGGGUCCAAGUCCUGGCGCCCCUCUUCCCUUCCCCCCUCAAAGGAUAGCUCAUCAAUAUAAAUUACUGGAUAACCCCUUUAAAUGUUCAGACCGGUUUGGAUCCAUAGCACUAGGAUGAGCACUGCGACCUGAAGCACAUGUAUAGUGGCUGUGCUUGGUAUUGCAGCUCUAACCCAUUCAUUUGAAGAGGGCUGAGCUGUACAAAGGCCAUGUGGUCAAUGGACGUGACAUCACAGGCCUAGGAUGAGACUAGCACUAGCAACAGCUGAUUGGCGGCUGGGUAUUGGUCCCACACCAAUCAGAUGUUGAUGAGGAUAGGCCAUCAAUGUUUCAAUUCUGGAAAACCCCUUUAAAUAGGACUGAUGUUAAUGUACCGUACUGUAGCUUUCCUUAGAGAUUCCCAUUUGCUUUUGCUGGGCACACAUAGCUCUACACCUACAAAGCCAUUCAUGGAAAUGUGAUGCUUAUUUCAGAAUGUAGUCCUGAACAAAGCCAUAGCCAAUGAAUAGUCAAAUAGGCCUGAUUAAAUUCCUUCACUGACCCACUUCUGUGUGAAACCGGUUACUGCCCGACCUCGGAGAUUAUAAUGUUAUACGCACAAUUGGGUCUGAGCGGCAUCCUUGUCUUCAUACAUUUCAUGGUUCAGUGCACUUCCCGUUGCUGCCAGUGUGUUCUGUGUGCAAACGUAAAGUCCUCUAGAAGUAAAAGUGCAGUAUUAUAUAGAAAUACAGAGUAUGGUUUCAGUAUUCGGGCUCCCUAUGCAUUUUAAAAAUCUCAUAUUGCGAUUGAAAGAGUUUACAUUCUACAGAAUAUAUCACCAUCAGCAAGCAAUGAGCUGUGUCUAGAAGAAAGCAGCCACGCUUUUCUAAUUCUUUACAAUCCCUUUAAGAAGUUGAGUCCUUGUGUCCCCAUGACAACACUUCCUGCCUAAAGGCUUAAAGGGUAUCUCUCAUUUUAACAAAGAUCCGGCAUGUCAUAGCAGCAUGUCAGAACUUUUGGGUGGUGGGGGGGCUGGGCUACUUCUUUGUUUUUGUCCGUGAACUUUUUUUGAAUCUGUGCAGUGGUCACUUAAAAGAGCCAAACAGAAAAAGGGCCACAGUGGUCAUCUGGCCCUUUAUUUUGAUGAUAUGGGGGGGUCUCGGCGCUCAGACUUCCACUGGUCAGAACUUCUAACAUACUGUUAUGACAUGUCAGAAACUGAUAGGCACCCCUUAAAAAGGUUGUCCACGAUUAGAAGAAGGUGGCUGCUCUGCUUUCUUCCAAAGACAGCACCACCCCAGUCCAUAACAGCUCGGCCCCAUUUACUUCAAUAGAGCUGAGCUGCCAUACUAGAUGCAACCCAUGGACAGGGGUGAUGCUGUUUUUGUAAUAAAGCAGCCAUGUUCUUCUAAUCCUGGACAACCACUUUAAUGACCGGUUCAUGUGAAGCCAAGUCCUUAUGUGAUAAGGCUUUGGGCAAGAAGUGCUAUCAUGUGGACGCACAGAUAUAAAUUCUUCUCACAGGAGGCCCUUUAAUGGGAGAAUCUAUCAUCAGGUGUUCAACUUCCCUGCAGUGCCACCACAGGAGAAAUGAAGUAUUACACUGUGGCCAUUAAAAUCUGUGGGCUGUCCUUGUAAUGAGCAAGAUACACUUGUGUAAUGGAUCAUCAUGACCAGCGAACCCACUUUUGUUACCAUUUUUCAUACAUGUAAUGGCCCCUUUUUAAAUGGGCAUAGUCUCAUUAAUUAACAUACUACCAUGUAUAGUGUGAUAUGGAUGAGCAGGGAUUACUUUUCUUUGGAGGGGAUUUAUUUAAUUUUAUUUUUUAGUUCCCAUCCAUGUAAAAUGUUUGAUAAUCAUCUGGGUUCUGGAGCAGAAAAUCUGACUGUACAUCUGCCACCAGGGGGAGCAAUUACUUGGGCAGCCCUACUUUUUGUCAUUUUUGAUGUUGCUACCGCCCAUAGCUGCGGACUGAAUUAAGCUUGAAAAAUGGUGCCAUGAUAACAUUUGAUACAUUCCUAAAUACUUGUCAUGAUGGACAUACUUUGUAAAAUGUGUAAUUGGCCUAGUACGCACACUAAUGGAUGCUUUUUGCUGAUGUAUCGAGUUGAAACUAAGAAAAACUAAACCCUUAAAUUAUAUUUAAUUUUAUGUUUUAUUUUAAUACCAAUAUUUCUCUUCGUUAGUUGAAGGUGAUUUGUAUGUAUAAUUUGCAGACUGUCAGGAAGAAUAUCUUAUUACUUCUUCCAGGAGUUAUUAUUGCGUUAUUUGCUGGAUGUCUUUUGAUUUAUAUUUUUGAGUGUAACAAAAGGUUUCUUU